Molecule: messenger RNA, 846 nt
Organism: Emiliania huxleyi CCMP1516
Lineage: Eukaryota; Haptophyta; Isochrysidales; Noelaerhabdaceae
Product: histone deacetylase family protein
Exons: 1
Source: RefSeq, a predicted model, not a curated record
GGCAAGCGGCACGCCGAGAGCCCGACGCGGCUGGUUGCCGCACGCAAAGCGCUCACCGCUGCGCCAUUCGCGGGUCGCAUCGUGUGGACUCGGGCUCUGGACAGCGAGCGCACGCCACAGGACGCCGUCGCCGCGCUUAAGCUCGUGCACACUGUCGAGCACCUGCGAGCCGUCCAGGGCCUCUCCCAGAGCGGCGGCGGCGGGUUUGAUAUGGACACGUACUGCGCGCCCGGCUCGUGGGAGGCGAUGCUGGACGGCACGCGUGCCUGGCUGCACGCGACGGCGCUCGCAGCGGAGGCGCGCGGCCCGGCGGUCGCCCUGUCUCGGCCGGCGGGCCACCACGCCACUGCGAGCGUCGCGAUGGGCUUCGGACUCGUGAACUUUGCUGCCGCGGCCACUGCUGCGCUCCUCACGGCGCGGCCGGAGGCGAGAGUCUCGAUCCUCGACUGGGACGUCCACUAUGGGAACGGCGUCGCCGACCUGCUCCGCGAGGAGCCGCGAGCGCUGUACUGCUCGCUGCACGAGUUCGGCGGCUUCCCCGGCGGCGGAGAGGAGGAGCAGCAGCGCGGCCCGCGGGGCAACCUGCUGCGGCUGCCGCUUCCCCGCGGCUCGGGAAGAGAGGCAUUCCUUUCCGCGCUGCGGGACAAGGCCCUCCCGUUCCUGCUGGCCCGCCCUCCUGACGUCCUGCUCGUCUGUGCGGGGUACGACGGCUUGCUGGCCGACCCUCUUGCAACGAUGGAGCUCAGCCCCGCCGACUAUGGCGAGGCUGUGAGGGCGGUGCUGGACGAGCACGGCUUCCCGGCGGAGCGAGUGGCGAUCGGCCUCGAGGGCGGCUACGCGCUCGAC